Saccostrea echinata is the source of this 892-nucleotide messenger RNA. Its product is annotated as protein C3orf33-like. The record is from RefSeq and is a predicted model, not a curated record. The coding region runs from base 43 to 765 and encodes 240 amino acids. The transcript has 5 exons. NCBI's taxonomy places the organism in Eukaryota, Metazoa, Mollusca, Bivalvia, Ostreida, Ostreidae.
GAAUGCCCUGAGUGAUGAUGUUGAUCUGAUAAAAAUUAUCCAAUGCCUGGAUCAGAAGAUGAUAGCUCAUCAAGUCUUCUAGCAAAAAUCACAGAUUUGUUAGACUCUAAUGUAAAAUUAACUCGGAAUGUUUUGUAUGGUAUUGGUCUUGUUGGAUUUAUUGUUGCAGUAAAAAAUUCAGGACUGGCACACCUCAUUACCAGUAAAUCAGACAUUCCUGCUGAGUUCAUAGCCCAGAAGGUUCGAAUUCGGAGUUAUGUGGAGGCAGUUGGAACAAGAGGAAUUGUUCACGUGCAACAUCGCCCUUUCCUGAACAUUGUACCCAAAAAGUGGAGGCCUAAAAGCCAUGUUCAGUUAGAAGUAGCACUAGUGGACAUCACACCACAGGGUGGUAAAUGGCUCCAGGACACCAUAAACCACAAGAUUGUUUGGUUUCAGCCUCUCUCAGUAAUAGAUACUUCUGUCCAAGCAAAUAUUUUAUUUCGCAAGUAUUUGACAAAACAGAGUGUGAAUGUGACUUUGGUGGGACAGGGAAUUUGUAAGAUUAAAGACUUGACCCCUGAGCAACUGAAAUCCCUCUCUUCCCCUCAAGAGGAACUGCUGAAGACAUUAUUACAUCAUCAAAAGACAGCUUCAGAAAAACAAAGAGGCAUGUGGAAAAUUCAACAACAGAAGAAAACAUGGACUGCAUCUGCCAUUAUUAACAAUAUUGUGGCUUAUCCAAUCCACUUAUGGAGGAAAAUGAGAAGAAAAUCCUCUAAAUAGUGAUACAGUACAGGAAAUGUAAAGAAAUAUAAAAUGUUGAAUAUGUUUUGCUAUGUUUUUCUUGUUUCAUGUCAUGUUUUGUUUAACUUACCGGUAAUUCAAAUACAAUUAAUGCAAAACUCAGAAA